CUUUAACCUUGAAGAGGAUUGCGAGGGGCCCACAAGGAGAGAGAUACCAAGGCAAGCUCGGACUAUCGAUCUAUUCCGUGCCACUGGACCCACGAAAAAAAAACCUGAUUGUAAGUUGUCCCCACGCUCUCGUUGCUUGGGUCUGGAGCAUUGCCCGUCCGCAUGCGGCCCACGUCCGGUCUCCUUCAGUACAUUCUGCCAUGGUCAAAGGUGAUGCUGAUGAGACUGAAUUCUGCGACAAAUUGACACCUGUCCAAUCCACCUGCAACCUCGUUGUCUCGUCUCACUUCCAUCUCGAACAAUCCUUUUUCCCUUUUUUGGCCCUCCUGCGUUGGACGGGAUGUCUUAUCGAUCUCGACCAUCCAACAACGCCGACAACAGUAGUAGUAGCAACAGCAGCCAGCAACAUAUCACCAGCUCGAGCAGCGUCGACAUUCACAGCAGUGGUGGCGCCGGCGGCAGCACCUUUGCUUUGUCUCAGCCAGUGCAAUUGAGCCAUCCUUUGAGACCUGCAUCUCAGCUUGCCAAAAUCGGUCUUGGCUCCUCUCACUCAUCCUCGUCAAACGCCACUCCACCGCCGUCUACCUACGCCCACACUCUUGGCAGCAGCAUGGCCUCGGCCAUCCAUCCGGGAUCCGCUGUUGCACUUCAGGCCGUUGGAGGCUCAUCGUCGUCUUCGUCGCCCGCACCAGGACAGGGGACAGGACAUGGUCCUGUUGAUGCAAUUGGGAUGCCGAAUACCUUCGCAUACACCCACCGUCGCAAUGAGACGGCGCCAGCUCACUUUGAUUUUGGGUCCGAGCAUCACGCUCUAGGUGCGCCCAGAACCGGCAGCGGCAGCGGCAGCGGGCCCUUGCGCAUCCACCAGGUUUUUCCCGAUGCAGGCGAGCCUGGCGUGCCUGUGACGAUCCUUGUCUCCGUUCGAGCCAAUUGGGCAAAGGACGUGGGACUAUGGCUGGCUGAUGGCCGGUACGGAGGCAGCGCCACGGGCAUCAACAACCGCGCUACGAGCCAGCUCGUCGUCAGCUUUGGCUCCGUCGACGCGGAAACGAGGGCCGAAAAGUCGAUGGGUGCUUCCGCAGAGAGCCCUAUCAGUUCUUUCACGCCUCUCUAUCCUGCGUCGUCCAGCCUAGGCGGCAGCGAUCGCUCAUCACCGUCCAAGGAUCUCGAUCUUACCAUUGUCGCCCACACGCCGCCCUACCCGACACAAGCUACGAGCGCUCGCGUCCCCCUAAGGCUCAGGUUGGUUGGCCCACACGUCGAUCCCAUGGUCGAGACUCUUUCCGUAGGAGUCGAUUUGGGCAUCUUUCAUUAUUGGCAUGUCUCCCCGAGGAGCUCGCUCAAGCGGCAAGCAGAGGAUAGUGGAACCGAGCCUGCGCUGCGAAGGCCGGCCUCUUUUCCUGCCUUGAAUGCCAGUGGCGGCGCGGUAGGAGGAGGCUCAGCGGGCGGUCGAAUUCCCCCGCAGCCAAGCUUGGGCCCACGAUCGCAGACAUACGGGCGCGCAGGAGGAUCAGCUGGCGCACUUGGCCUGCAGCACCAGCGCAUGGGCAGCCAAACAUCAGGUCCGCGUGAGGCCAGCAGCUCGUCGUCGGCCUUUGGCUCAGCGGGAGGCGACUUCACCUUCUCCGCCCCAGGCUACGACCAGGAGCGCAGAGACAGCUGGACGCCGAUGCCACUGGCGGCACGGCCCUCGACAGCCACAUCGAGCUCCACCAUGGCCAUGUUCUCGCCAUCGCCAGCCAAUGCGCAACCUCAUGAGACUUUUCCGGGUGCUUCGUCAUCCGCUCCAGCGGCGGCAUCGGGCCAUCGACUCGCCGGUUCUACGCCUCCGCAGCUGGUACGCGCCUCGCAGGUUCCGCAUCCGGCAGGCAACGUUUCUAGUUUCUUCAUGCUACCUGAAGGUCCUUCUGGGUCGGACAAUACGACGACGCCGAUGGCCGAAGAAGCCUCAGGGGCCCACACACGCGCCACUCUGGCCGUCGAGGGCGAUCUGAACGACAUGGCCAUCGGUUGGUCCGAAGAGGAGUACCGAAAUGGCCGCCGGCUUGUACAAUUUUGGCGACGGCAGACGGGCAACGUUAUCCAGGCGGCCUUUCAGCCCGUUCGGGCGCAAGAGUAUCAGCCCAACACGAUUGCCGUCUCGUGCAUCUUUCGGGCAGACAAGAAUGAGUGCUUCAUCACGUCUGUCGACACAAUCUAUUUGCUCGAGGCCCUCGUCGAAAGCCGAUUUACCGUCGAGGAAAAGAAUCGAAUCAGGAGGAAUCUCGAGGGUCUGAGGCCAAUAACGAUCAGCAAGGGCAAGCGGGAGACCGAGGAGUUCUUCAAGCUCAUCAUGAGCUUCCCAGACCCAAAGCCAAGGCACAUUGAAAAGGACAUCAAGGUUUUCCCCUGGAGGGUUCUUGGAUCUGCUCUUCACAAGAUCAUUAGCAAAUACAGGGCAGUGUAUUCGAAUCCGGGAACUACAACAGGUGGCUAUCCUGCGCCUCCUCCCUCUGCUCCUGCUCAGCAAGCAGCAGGCGCUUAUCCGCACCAAUGGCACCAACAGCAGCAGCAGCAUCAUCAACAACAACAGCAGCAGCAGCAGCAGCAGCAGCACGCCUCCAUGAUGGGGAGGGGGGUGCCCGCGAUGCUGUCGAGGCACGAACACUCGGACAGUAGCGACUCGUCCAAAUCGCUCCCCACUCCUCCGACGAUGCUCGACUCCAGGUUGCCGGUCGAGAUGCAUCAGCAAUACCACCAUCACCAGCAGCAUCAGCAGAUGCAACCACCCGCUCACGACCACUCGCAUCACCUCUCCGCCAUGCCGCAGCAGCAGCGUCAGCUCCCGCAUCCUCAUGCCUCAUCGGCCAUGGGUCUCGACGUUGGCAGUGGACCUUCCUCUGCACCGCCUGCCACCAACAGUCAUGGAGCGCCCCUGAUUGGUCCGUUCAGCCAAGAGCAACAACAACAGCAGCCGCAGCAUCAACAGCAUCAGCACUAUAGCAACUCACUACAACAAAGUCCCUCGAACAGGAGAAAUGCCACCGCAGGAGGAGGAGGAGGAGGAGGAGGAGGAGGAGGAGGAGGAGGAGGAGGAGGGCUCAAUCCGUCCUCUUUCAACUUCAAUUUCUCCGAUUUUGUCGUCUCUCCCGUUGCAUUUGGACACACGCCUCUGCAACAGGCCCAGGCUCAGGCCAUGCAACAACAGCAGGCACAGUCGGGACAACAGCAACAACAGCAACAACAACAACAACAACAACAACAACAGCAGCAACAGCAACAGCAACAGCAGCAGCAAGAUGCUGGUGCGGAAGCAGACCUCGGCAACAGCAACGCUGGAGGAGGUGGUGGUGGUGGCAGUCUAGGCGUCGAGCUUGGCGAAGCGAGGAGAUCGCAGUCGUAUCGCAUGUAA
This is a messenger RNA of Acaromyces ingoldii, 3391 nucleotides long. RefSeq lists its product as hypothetical. The coding region runs from base 341 to 3391 and encodes 1016 amino acids. Lineage: Eukaryota; Fungi; Basidiomycota; Exobasidiomycetes; Exobasidiales; Cryptobasidiaceae. Gene Ontology annotation, cellular component: nucleus. The record is from RefSeq and is a predicted model, not a curated record. The transcript has 2 exons.